AUGUACAUCUUCAAGUACGAAGCCAAGCGGCGCCUCUUCGCUCACGUGGAUGAGUCAGGGCUGGUUAGCUUUGAGGAUUUGGAAACUCUCAAGAAGGCGCUCCAUGAUCCUGCCAGCUAUCGAGCACACACUGGAGGGCGUCCAUUUGGCAAGUCUCCAGACUUGAAGGAGGGCCAUCUGGAUCCCAGCACAGCGCAGGUGGCUGCAUCGGACAUGACUUGGCUAGGAGCGCUUUCGCCAGUGGCCCAGCAUGCCUUCAAGUUCAUCUCUGACUUCAUCUAUGGGACAACCUAUGACGCAGCUAUCAGGAAUGGGCUCCGAUACAACCACAAAAUCGAUGAUGUCUUGAAACAUCAAGAUGUGGAGCCAGAGUGGAAGAAAGUCAUCUCACCUGAAGACAGCAAGGAGAAUGAAACCAAACCGCAGGAUCUCUCUGAGGAGCAAAAGUUGGAGAGCAGUGACUUCGCUAUGAUCUUGAGAAUGCAGCCACCUGGGGCAGAAGAGAAGAUCCUUGGCAUGGAGAAGCAAGAGCAAGACAUCUUGAAGGAUGCUCAGAAGGACGACGCUCAGGACUUGGUGCAGCGUUCUUUGUUCACUGUGGACGGCAAUGGCAGUCUGGUGUCGCUGGCCAAAAAUCUUCGUGGCUGUUCCUUUGCGUCGCUGAAAGGUGAUGUUGAGAAGAGCACACUGCACAUCUACAAUGUGGACGCAUCUGGGGAGAACGCCAAUGGCCGAAGGUUUCUUUUCUUGGAUUCCGGCAGAGAAGGGCUCUGGGGGCACUUCAACUCAGCAUUCCCUGGCAAGAUCUUGGCCAAAAAGUUUUACAUCAAUUAUACCCAGCAGUCGGUCAAGAAAUGGCGCGACGAACGCUGUCCGAGCGGAAGCUCGCUUGGUCGAGGAGUGCUCAACCUUUCCUGCCUCGAGGCUUGUUUGAUCGCCGCAGGGAAGAAUUUGCCCUCCAUCAUUGGCAAUCGCGACAACAAGUACCAUGGUGGAUCAUGUGAAGUCAACGUGAUCAGUGGAGUGUCGAAGGUGAACCCGUCAGCUUUGACAAAGAUAGCCACGAGCGUAAAGCUCUCAAUGUUGGCUGACAGCCAAGUGAAAGAUUCUGCCCGAUCCAGGGCGACGGCUCGCGAUGACGGACACGAUCGUGAGCCCAUGGCAUGGGCCCCGUUGGGACAUGGAUUGAUGAGCGAGUUGGUCCACCGCUUUCGACCAAAAAGUGUCACACUCUUUUGCGCCAGUGACCCGGUGGAGAUCCUGCCCAUUUUGGAAUGCAAGAUUCCAGUGGUUGCCUUCUGCCAUUCAGAUGAGCAUGCCACCUGGUUCCGCAAGGUUGCCUCGAGCUGUGUGUUCAAGUCCUUCAUCAAUCCGCAGAGCAAGCUGUACAAACCAGAAGUUGCAAAGCUUCUUGUGAGCGAGGAUGGUGAAGGUGGCUGUGAGGAGGAGGACCGGCCUUCCAAUGAAGAUGGUGGUAAGGGAAGGGGCGCCGGCGGAGGUGAGAAAGCAUCCAUGUAUGAGCCUACUGUGAUGGAGGCCUGGACUGGGGUGUUUUAUUCCGUGAUCAAGUAA
Molecule: messenger RNA, 1572 nt
Organism: Durusdinium trenchii
Lineage: Eukaryota; Dinophyceae; Suessiales; Symbiodiniaceae
Source: the annotation of a GenBank genome assembly